Messenger RNA from Teleopsis dalmanni, 1375 nucleotides. Its product is annotated as neuralized-like protein 2. Gene Ontology annotation, molecular function: ubiquitin protein ligase activity. Gene Ontology annotation, biological process: intracellular signal transduction. The transcript is spliced from 3 exons. The record is from RefSeq and is a predicted model, not a curated record. NCBI's taxonomy places the organism in Eukaryota, Metazoa, Arthropoda, Insecta, Diptera, Diopsidae. Bases 210 to 1151 code for a protein of 313 amino acids.
UUUUUCUAUUUUUAUAACAAGGGAAACUGUCAAAUCGCUGCAGAAAAUCGUUUUGCAGCACUGAAAUUUUCUUUCCGACCUAGAAUGUCAAUGAAACAAUAGUAGAAUAAAGAUAUUUCUGCUUGAAAGUGUAUUAACAAGUUGUGUGAUUUUUUUAAAUAUCUUAUUAAAUUAAUUAUAUUGUUUUAUAUAUGUAAAAAUCUGAAAAUAUGUCUGAUAAUGGACGUAGUGGUACUGGCAACGCAACUGGGGAUGAUGGCAGGAAUCCAGACGAUCCCAGUAGUUCAAUGCCGAGCAGUAAUCCCGAAACUUCCACUCCUUUAAUAUCUAAACGCCUAUUGUCUCGUUUUCAUCCUUAUCAUGGAGCAAACAUAAUUCUUUGUGAUGAUAAUACGGUUGCAUACCGUAAAACUAGCUUUGCAGAUGCACUUAUAUUUUCCGAGAAGCCGCUGCAACCGGGCGAAAUUUUUUUAGUUGAAAUCGAGAAAAAUGAACAUGGUUGGUCAGGUCAUAUGCGAUUGGGACUGACGCAGUUAGCACCAGAUUCCAUUGGCACAAGAGGCAACGGUUUACCGCAAUUUGCACUUCCAGAUUUAGCAAAUAUGGGUACUAGUUGGAUAUAUCCAAUAUCCAAAUUCGAAUCCGUUCCCAAUGAUACUCUUAAUAUUUAUCCACUCAGUUUUGGCCAAUGCUACAAUUUACUACACCAAAUACCAAACAAGACGGAUGCAAUGAGAAAUAAAAUUCUUGGUGAAUCUAUAUAUGUGCGUACCCCGCGGGGAAUGGUUUUAAAAAGUUUACUUCGACCGGCUGAUGCUAAUUCCGGUAUUUUGUUAACGGAUAGAGGUUCGCGUAUUGGUGUUGUGUUUGUGCCGACUCAACAGGAUAAAAAUAAAGCAGAAAUGCAUUUCAUAAUAAAUGGUGUAGAUCAAGGGCCCUGUACACGAGACAUACCAAUGGACAAAUCUCCAUUACACGUUGUCCUGGAUGUUUAUGGCACAACAAAACAAAUUCGUAUUAUACAACUUUAUGGCAUUGUGUCCUUGCAAAAUGCGUGCCGUGAUGCUAUUCUCAUGCGUACAAGAGCACAAGAUGUUGGAUCGUUACCACUACCUGAUCGCUUAAAGCAAUUUUUGCUUCGAAAUGAUUAAACAAAAAAUGUCUUUGUCCAGUACAUAAAAUUAGAAAUAAGAAAUUAUGAUGUGAUUUACUGUUGCACUGAAAUUGGAUAUUAAUUUAUGAGUUUGAGUGUAGCAUUAAGAAGGCGUAACAUAUAUAAAUUAUGAGUACGAUAGAAAAAUUAAUAUAAAAAUAUAUUCAACUUUUACUUAAUACAAUAAGUAAAGUUGCAGCAUAGAUAAUUUUAAAUAUCAUU